AUGGCAGAUGUCUCGGAUCCCAUCAUUCGUGAAACUUAUGACGAAGUAAGAGACGAUAGAAGUGAAGUUAGCUGGUUGAUACUCCAAUACGAAAACGAACGUUCCGACAAGCUAAUCCUCCACGCGAAAGGAUCAGGCGGUCUAGCACAAUUAGCAGAUAAUCUGUCAGAGGAUCAAGCGGCAUUCGCGUACUGUCGCGUCAACGUGUCAAAUGAUGAAUUAUCGGUGAGAACGAAAUUUGUAUUUAUCACUUGGAUAGGAAGCAGAGUGAAAGUUAUGAGGAAGGCGAAACUGUCGGUUCAUGUUAGCGACGUGAAGCGGAUUUUACAGGCUUAUGCUAUCGAAAUAACUGCAUAUGAAAAAUUCGAUUUCAAUGAAUCAGAAGUGCUUACUAAACUGAGGCGAGCAGGAGGCGCGAAUUAUGAUCGAGGAUCUCAUAAUUAUUAA
Molecule: messenger RNA, 447 nt
Organism: Ambispora gerdemannii
Lineage: Eukaryota; Fungi; Glomeromycota; Glomeromycetes; Archaeosporales; Ambisporaceae
Source: the annotation of a GenBank genome assembly